Messenger RNA from Pterocles gutturalis (yellow-throated sandgrouse), 4248 nucleotides. It is a transcript of the gene TMEM131, whose product is annotated as transmembrane protein 131. NCBI's taxonomy places the organism in Eukaryota, Metazoa, Chordata, Aves, Pterocliformes, Pteroclidae. The transcript has 32 exons. Gene Ontology annotation, cellular component: membrane. The record is from RefSeq and is a predicted model, not a curated record. The annotation marks the transcript as partial.
UUUCAUCCAGUCGGAUGGCAUAAUAGAAAUGCUUCGUUUUGAUGAAGGAGACCUAUUGCAGACUGAGACAACUAUAGGCCUCAGUUCAUAUCAACAGAAAAGUGUAUCCCUGUAUCGGGGAAAUUGUCGACCUCUCCGGUUUGAGCCACCAAUGCUGGAUUUCCAUGAACAGCCAGUUGGAAUGCCAAAAAUGGAAAAAGUUUACCUACAUAACCCUAGCUCAGAAGAAACAAUUACAUUAGUAUCAAUAUCUGCUACAACGUCACAUUUUCAUGCGUCAUUUUUUCAAAAUAGGAAAAUUCUUCCAGGAGGGAAUACGUCCUUUGAUGUAGUUUUCCUCGCAAGAGUAGUGGGAAAUGUAGAGAACACUUUAUUUAUUAAUACAUCUAAUCAUGGGGUAUUUACGUAUCAGGUGUUUGGCAUUGGAGUACCAAACCCCUAUCGAUUGCGCCCAUUUAUUGGGGCACGAGUUCCUGUAAAUAGCAGUUUUUCUCCUAUAAUAAAUAUACAUAACCCUCACAGUGAACCUUUGCAGGUGGUAGAAAUGUAUUCUAGUGGAGGUGAUCUUCAUUUAGAGCUUCCAACAGGUCAGCAAGGAGGUACAAGGAAGCUAUGGGAAAUACCUCCCUAUGAAACAAAAGGAGUGAUGAGAGCCAGCUUUUCCUCAAGAGAAGCAGAUAAUCAUACAGCCUUCAUUAGAAUAAAAACAAAUGCCUCAGACAGCACAGAAUUUAUCAUUCUCCCUGUUGAAGUAGAAGUUACAACAGCACCAGGAAUAUAUUCAUCAACAGAAAUGCUAGAUUUUGGUACACUACGAACACAAGAUCUGCCAAAAAUUUUAAAUCUGCAUUUAUUAAAUUCAGGAACAAAAGAUGUGCCAAUUACAAGUGUUAGACCUACACCACAAAACGAAGCUAUAACAGUACAUUUCAAGCCAGUUACGUUAAAAGCCUCUGAAAGUAAAUAUACCAAAGUUGCAAGUAUUAGCUUUGAUGCAUCAAAAGCAAAAAAAGCAUCACAGUCUUCUGGGAAAAUAACUGUUAAAGCAAAAGAGAAGAGCUACUCCAAACUUGAAAUACCAUAUCAAGCAGAAGUGUUGGAUGGAUAUUUAGGAUUUGAUCAUGCUGCCACACUCAGUGACAGUGCUGCUGAUUCCGUGGAAAGACCGAUCUAUCUGACAAACACAUUCAGCUUUGCAGUCCUUAUACAUGAUGUUCUGUUACCAGAAGAAGCAAAACCAAUGUUUAAAGUCCAGAACUUCAGCAAACCAGUCUUAAUUCCACCUAAUGAAUCCAGAUAUAUUUUUACACUUCAUUUUAUGCCUUCCACAUCAACUGUUCAUAUAGAUAACAAUAUUUUACUUAUCACCAAUGCUUCUAAAUUUCACCUACCUGUCCGAGCAUACACAGGAUUUUUAGAUUACUUUGUACUGCCUCCAAAAACUGAGGAACAAUUUAUAGAUUUUGGCAUAUUGAGUGCAACAGAAGCUACCAGCAUUUUAUUUGCAGUCAUCAACAGCAAUCCCAUAGAGCUGGCUAUAAAAAGUUGGCAUAUUAUAGGGGAUGGUUUGGCCAUAGAACUUCUAACAACUGAAAAGGGAAACAGAACGACAAUAAUUGCAAACCACCAUGAGCUACAACAUGCUAGUGCAUCCGAUCAGUCUUCAGUCAUACUAGCAUCAGGUUAUUAUGCUGUGUUUAGAGUAAAACUAAUAGCGAAAGAACUUGAAGGAAUUCAUGAUGGAGCUGUACAAAUCACGACAGAUUAUGAGAUUUUAACUAUACCAGUGAAAGCAGUGAUUGCUGUGGGCUCGCUGACCUGCUCCCCAAAACAUGUUUUUCUUCCACCUUCUUUUCCAGGGAAAGUAGUUCACCAGAGCCUGAACAUCAUGAACUCCUUUUCUCAGAAAGUGAAAAUACAACACAUACGCUCCCUAUCAGAAGAUGUCAGGUUUUAUUAUAAGAGGCUAAGAAGUAAUAAAGAAGAUUUAGAGCCAGGAAAAAAAUCAAAGAUUGCAAAUAUUUAUUUUGAUCCUGGUUUACAAUGUGGAGAUCAUUGUUAUGUAGGAUUGCCUUUUCUAUCUAAAUCGGAAUCUAAAGUUCAGCACAGCAUAGUAAUGCAAGAAGAUGCCUGGGAUUCUGACUGGGAUUUGCAUGAAAACUUAUUCAAAGAAUGGAGGGAAAUAAAAAAGAACUCAAGCCAUAGACUGAAUGCUGUAUUUGAAGUAGACACAGAUCUUCAGAAGGAUGUCCGGUUGAAAAUUACAGCAGAAAUGGCCUGGCCUUCCAUACUUAGUUCACCACGCCAUCUAAGCUUCCCUCUUACCAAUACAAACAGUUCCUCAGAAGAAGAAAUUUUUCUAGAAAAUCCAGCUGACGUUCCUGUGUAUGUUCAGUUCCUUCCUGUGGCUCUGUAUUCUCACCCAUCCCCCUUUGCUGAUAAACUGUUAGAACGGUUUAAUUUGAGUAAGCCAACUAAUUUCAAUCUGAGGACUCUGGAGUUCCAGGUCUUCAGAAACUCUGUCCAGCCGCUGCAGAGUACUAUAGGACUUACAAAGGGCCUGGCUCGUCAUUCAGUUUUAAGCCUAAUAUUAAAACCUGGUGAGAGAAAGUCUGUCAAAGUAAAGUUCACUCCAGUUCUUAAUAAAACUGUUUCAUCGUUAAUUGUUAUCAGAAAUAAUUUGACUGUAAUAGAUGCCAUAAUGGUACAAGGCCAAGGAACGACUGAGAGCUUGAAGGUUGCAGGCAAACCUCCUGGUCUAGGAAGUUCUUUACGCUUUAAAAUCACAGAAGCAUUAUUAAAAGACUGCUCAGAAAAAAUGAAAUACAAAGAACCGAAUUUCACACUGAGAAGAACGUUUAAAGUGGAAAAUACAGGACAGCUGCAGAUUUAUGUGAAAACUAUGGAAAUCAGUGGCUAUACAUGUGAAGGAUAUGGAUUUAAAGUAGUUAACUGUCAAGAGUUUGCACUAGGUGCCAAUGCCUCUAAAGACAUUGUCAUAUUGUUUACACCUGAUUUCACUGCUUCCAGAGUCAUACGUGAAUUAAAAUUCAUCACUGCAGGAGGCUCUGAAUUCAUAUUUGUCUUGAAUGCAUCCCUUCCAUAUCACAUGUUAGCAACAUGUGCAGAAGCACUACCCAGGCCCAACUGGGAAUUGGCACUAUACAUAAUCAUCUCAGGAAUAAUGAGUGUACUCUUUCUCUUGGUAAUUGGAACAGCCUAUCUAGAAGCUCAAGGAAUUUGGGAGCCAUUUAGGAGACGCUUAUCCUUUGAGGCCUCAAACCCUCCCUUUGAUAUGGGAAGGCCACUUGAUCUCAGGAGAAUAGUUGGAAUUUCACCUGAUGGAAACUUGAAUGCACUUGGAUCAGAUUCUAAUCAUAGUUCAUCCAGAGGGAUCUAUGGACCAGGCAGUUCAACUUCACGAUCCAGUGCAGGGAAUCAUAAACAAUGCAAUGCAACAGCACACCUUCACAGCAAUAGAAAUGCACCUGAUGUUGAAAACAUCAAAUCCAAAACCAGUUCAAGCAUACCUAAUCGGACUUCAGCACAAGCAGCUUCUGUGCAGUCUGUGAACAGAGCAGGUGCCUUUACCUUGGAUUCAGGUGCCACAGCUCAGACUCAUGCCGCAGGCAAAAGAGCUAAGGGGACAAGGCAGAACCAACAGCCGAUGCAGCAGCAGGCACCAGCUUUGGCAGAGCAGCCCCUCCAGCAACCCCCAGCAUCCGGGCCCCAGCAGCAAGACCAACAGACUGAAAGUGCUUUGCCACAGCUACCGCUCCUCAGCCCAACCCAUGGCGAAUGUGCCAGCAGCAGAAGGCACAGCUCGGAGGAUUCAGAUCUCACUGGGCUCAUAGAAGCUAUGGAAAAAGACUUUGACCACCCAGAAUCCCCUUCCCCAGAUGUGUUUACAGAGCAGCCCCCAUCUCCACUAGCAAAAAACAAAGGGAAAGGGAAAACACUUCAGCGCAAGGCUAAGCCACAGAAGAAGCGGGAAGAAAAGGACAGAAGAGGAAAGGGAAAGCAACAGGAGGAUGAACUGAAGGAUUCUUUGGCAGAUGAUGACAGCUCUUCAACCACAACUGAAACCUCCAACCCAGAUACAGAACCACUUCUCAAAGAGGAACCUGAAAAACAAAAGGGAAAAGUUAUACCAGAAAAACCUGAAAAUGAAAUAGUGCAAGUAAAACAGAAAACAAAAAAAUUGCUAACAAAUAACAAGAAAGAAAUCCCUGUAGAUGUGAAAACCAG